This is a messenger RNA of Hippocampus comes (tiger tail seahorse), 2276 nucleotides long. It is a transcript of the gene gmppaa, whose product is annotated as GDP-mannose pyrophosphorylase Aa. Gene Ontology annotation, biological process: biosynthetic process. NCBI's taxonomy places the organism in Eukaryota, Metazoa, Chordata, Actinopteri, Syngnathiformes, Syngnathidae. Gene Ontology annotation, molecular function: transferase activity. The record is from RefSeq and is a predicted model, not a curated record. The coding region runs from base 108 to 1391 and encodes 427 amino acids. The transcript is spliced from 13 exons.
ACUACGUCACAUUUGUAUGCGGAAGUAGAUCACUGGAGUACCAGCAGUGUGUAUACUGUAUUCGACACUUGUCUAGUGCAGAAUCAAAUCACAGCUUGUUGUUCAAAAUGCUGAAGGCGGUAAUUUUAAUAGGAGGGCCUCAGAAAGGCACGAGGUUUAGGCCACUGUCGUUUGAAGUUCCCAAACCCUUGUUUCCAAUAGCUGGUGUGCCCAUGCUGCAGCAUCACAUCGAAGCAUGCGCCAAGCUACCAAAUAUGAAGGAGAUCCUGCUCAUUGGGUUUUACCAGCCCAAUGAAGAGCUGACAAGAUUUCUUUCAAAUGCUCAACAGGAAUUUAAAAUUUCCAUCAGGUAUUUGCAAGAAUAUGCAGCCCUGGGUACUGGAGGGGGCAUCUAUCACUUCAGAGAUCAAAUCAUCGCUGGUGGCCCCCAGGCUUUCUUUGUUCUUAAUGCUGAUGUGUGCACCGCUUUUCCACUGACAGAGAUGCUCAGCUUCCAGAAAGAACACGGAGAACCAAACAGCUUUGUUAUACUCGGAACAACAGCAAACAGGAAACAAUCCCUGAAUUACGGCUGUAUAGUUGAAAAUGAGGAAACAAAUGAGGUGUUGCAUUAUGUGGAAAAGCCGAGCACAUUUGUGAGUGACAUCAUCAACUGUGGCAUCUACCUCUUUAAUCCCGAGAUCUUCCAGCAUAUUGGAACAGUCUUCCAGAAAAAUCAACAAGACAUGCUGCUUUUUCCAUAUGAUGGAGAGGAAACAAACAACGGCUGGCACAGAGCAGAAGCCAUCAGGUUGGAGCAGGACAUUUUCACCGCUCUAGCUGGACAGGGCAAACUCUACGUUUACAAAACACUCCGAUUCUGGAGCCAGAUAAAGUCGGCGGGGUCUGCAAUUUAUGCAAGUCGAUUAUACCUCAAUCAGUACAACAAAUCCCAUCCGGAAAGACUGGCCUCAAAUAAAGAAGGGGGUCCUAAAAUAAGUGGUAAUGUCUAUAUCCACCCUACUGCCAACAUUGACCCCACGGCUGUGUUGGGUCCUAAUGUCACCAUUGGUACUGGUGUUACGAUUGGUGCCGGGGUUAGAGUUCGGGAAUCCAUUAUCCUCCAUGGCGCAACUCUACAGGACCAAUGCUGUGUCCUCCACAGCAUUGUAGGAUGGGAUAGCACGAUCGGCAAAUGGGCGCGAGUCGAAGGAACUCCCAGCGACCCAAACCCCAAUGACCCGUACGCAAAGAUCGACAGUGAGACCCUCUUCAGAGAAGGCAAACUCACACCAUCCAUCACUAUUCUUGGUUGUAAUGUGUCCAUUCCCAGAGAGGUGAUAAUCCUCAACUCUAUUGUCCUGCCACACAAAGACCUCAACCGCAGCUUCAAGAACCAAAUUAUUCUCUAGCUAAUCUUCCUCGCGCUGCGUUUCCUCUCUGUGUCAGUGGUGAGGGACACACACGACACGCACCUCUGAGUAACUGUAUAUAACAUGUCAGGAAUGAAGAUAUGAGACAUUCAUUAAGCUGUUUUGAAAGAUAGAUUUUUAUGCGUUUGUCCUCAAGGCUUUAUGCAUCACUGGGUGUCAGCGGUAUUAAAGAAAGAGCAAUCACACAUGUUGAUUCACCUUGAAAAGUGCUGUCAGGGGCCAAAGUUAUUAACUUUAGCAAACUCUUCAAUUACCGUCAGCGCAAGAGUAAUAUAUUUGGCGGAUGUUAAUAUGAUGUAAAAAGAGUUUUAUAGAUGAGCACAUUAUGUUUCCCCAAGGACAAAAUAUACAGUCCGCCGCAAGAACAGUAAUUGUAAGUAAAUACAAAUUACUGACUAGUGACAGUGGGUAAAAAUUGGAGGUGAUUAUUUGUGCCGCGCUUUGAUUAAAAGAUUUUAGCGCAUUAAGUGCCAGUGAAAACUGACAAAAUAAAUCAGUGACUAAGAUAUUGAAAUUGCAAUCAAGUAGCAUUGUGUUUUUUUUUUUUUUUCUGUGUGUGCAUAGCAGGAGGCAAAGACUGUCAAAAAUCAACAGCACAUGGUGAAAUUGAGAAUUUGCAAUCACUGGAGGAACUGUACCCAUCGACGUGUACGCCAUAAUAGCAAUUUACUGUUCUUAAUUAGCUGUUCAGCCAUCGUGAUCACUUCUGCACUUUAGUUUCAAUAAUUGCGAGGUGAUUGAGAAAUGGAAAUCGAGAUAUUGGAGCUGUCGUCAGUUUUACCUGCCAAUUCAUUUGCCUUAGUCCGUCCAAGUCGAUUCUGUUGAAACGGCAGCACAUUAAAGUGAAUCAGGUUUUCCAACAAA